Molecule: messenger RNA, 2015 nt
Organism: Melitaea cinxia (Glanville fritillary)
Lineage: Eukaryota; Metazoa; Arthropoda; Insecta; Lepidoptera; Nymphalidae
Product: gastrula zinc finger protein XlCGF57.1-like
Exons: 6
Coding region: 97-1803 (568 amino acids)
Biological process (GO): regulation of transcription by RNA polymerase II
Cellular component (GO): nucleus
Molecular function (GO): zinc ion binding; DNA-binding transcription factor activity, RNA polymerase II-specific; RNA polymerase II transcription regulatory region sequence-specific DNA binding
Source: RefSeq, a predicted model, not a curated record
CAAAAUGUUGUAAAGCCUAUGUUUUUGUACUACUUGUUAUACUUAUAAUAUCAUCGCGAAUAUUAGUUAUUUAUUAGAUUUAAGUAAUAUUAUUAAAUGAAUAUCGUUAAUAUGGAUACCGGAAUAAUGGUGGAGACGUUGCCGAUAUACGGCACAUGUAGUUUAUGUCUGAACGAGGGAGUCGUCAAGAGUAUGAUUCUAAAACAAAAUAAUGAAAAUAAAGUGGACUCCUAUACAGAUAUGCUGUUAAAAUGUUUUUCUAUAGACAUGGCAGAAUUAGAUUUGGAUGACACAAAACGACUUAUUUGCAACAGUUGCAUCACACAGUUGGAAGCCUGUCUCAAGUUCAGGAACCAAGUGGAGAACUCCUUGAAGGCCUUGGAAGCCACGGUCAGAUUGACAAAAGCUGGUCAAGCAUUUGAUGGCGUGAAGGUCGAGCUGCCAACUAAAAAAGAUGGAAUCAUUCGAAUGUGUAUCAAAGAGGUGAACGAGGAGUUGGCUUCAGUGAUUGGAUUGUCCAAAGAUACCUUUGAUGACAACGAUACAGAUGAUGAAGGAAUACUCUUUCCCAGUGUGAAGCAGGAGAAUGAUAGCGACUUUGAUGACAGCACUGAGUAUUACCAGGACAGUCUGACCGAUUUAAUGAUUAAAAAAGAACCGGACGACUACAGACCGAGGCGGACGAGAAAGAAAAGUUUAUCCACGAGCAAGAAAAAGGUGUCUUACUCAGUCAACAAGCAAGCGGAUUUGAAGGAAAUAGAGAAAAUGUUAGAAGCAGGCCUUUUUCCGUUCAAAAUGGGUAAGAAUCAAUCAUUUUCCUGUGCUAUAUGUCACGAGAAAUCAACAAUACUCGACGAUAUAAAGUCCCACAUCAUGGAGCACAGCACAUCAAACAUACACGUCGCUUUCAAGAAAAUGAUUUCGUCAACGCUUCAUAAAUUCUACAAAUAUUCUAGUAAAUUGAGAUGCAAAAUAUGCAGAACCGACAUCUCGGACUACGAUGGGCUCAAACAACACAUAAAUUCUUGUAUCACAGUCAAAAGUGGAAAGGGUUGGAACAAUCUGCCCUUCAAAUUGGAAAAGGAUCAGUUGGACUGCCCAAUUUGUCAGAAGACUUUCCUGAACUUUGUCAGUUUGAACACGCAUAUGAAUGUUCACUAUCCGAACCACAUUUGCGAUAGUUGUGGCAAAGGUUUCGCUUCGAAAGCUCGACUUAGAGGUCAUAUGAGGACUCACGAGGUUGGAGACUUUCCUUGCAGGUACUGUGACGCGGUGUUCGACAGAGUUACUAAAAGAGAAAAUCACGUGUCCAAGGAACAUAAAUCUGGUAUACGAUAUGCGUGUAAAAGAUGCAAUAUAUCUCUAUCUUCUUUCUACGCGAGGCAAAAACAUUUGGCAGAAGUUCACAACGAGGAGUUGAAGAGGUACAAAUGUAAAGCCUGUACACAGAGUUAUAUAACACCAGGCCACUUGUCCAGCCACGUCAGAAGGGAUCACUUGAACGAGAGGAACCACAAGUGCACUAAAUGCGACCUAGCCUUUUAUACGAGAAAUUCUUUGAAGAUGCACAUGAUAAAACACGAUGGGGAAAGAAUCCAUUCUUGUAAUAUUUGCCACAAAGCCUAUCAAAGGAAGAAAACCCUUAGGGAACACAUGCGUAUCCACAAUAACGAUAAGAGAUUCGUGUGUCCCGUUUGUGGAAGGGCGUUCACUCAGAAAUGUACGUUGAAGGGACAUUUGAAGGUUCACGAGAGGAAGCCGGAAGUUGACGACAGUAUACCACAGCCCUUACACUCUAUAUAGUUAAUUUAGAAGAAUUAUAAGCGAAGCUUAUAUGUAUAUUGUUGAGGUCUUGAAAUUUAUUUAACGUUUUUAUAAAUUUUGUUAUUCGCGAUGCCAUUUUGUUUUACAGAUUUUACUCUGUCUUACUAUGAAAUACCUAUCAGUGUAUAAAAAUCAUUUUAAACCUUUCUCCUUAAGACACCGUAAUCGUCUAAAUUAAACGGAAAACGACA